Molecule: messenger RNA, 3700 nt
Organism: Pelmatolapia mariae (spotted tilapia)
Lineage: Eukaryota; Metazoa; Chordata; Actinopteri; Cichliformes; Cichlidae
Gene: zbtb32
Product: zinc finger and BTB domain containing 32
Exons: 4
Coding region: 1-1518 (505 amino acids)
Biological process (GO): regulation of transcription by RNA polymerase II
Molecular function (GO): RNA polymerase II cis-regulatory region sequence-specific DNA binding; DNA-binding transcription factor activity, RNA polymerase II-specific; protein binding
Source: RefSeq, a predicted model, not a curated record
AUGAUCAGAAUCAACAACACCCAAUACUUCCACUUCCUGGAGCAGGCAGAUGCCUUACGCCGCUCAGGGUCACUGUGUGAUGCUAUAAUUUCGGUAAAGAGUCAGACUUUCAGGGCUCAUCGUCUAGUACUAGCCUGUGCUAGCAGAACUUUAGCACAGCAGCUAGCCCACGGAGACAUAGACAGCCCUGUAUGCUGCACUCUAGAGUAUUUUUCACCUCACACCUUCCAGCAAGUUCUGGAUUUCACCUACACGCAAGCUCUUGAGGUCUCUGUGGAUGAUCUGCAACUACUGUUGAAAGCUGCACAACUGCUGGAGAUGCAGCCACUGGAGGAUCAGUGCAGGAAGCAGCUGGACACUCUUGACUGCAGAGCAGAAAGGCAGGAAAAAACAGACAAAACCACUGAUGUCAAAGUAGAAAAGGAGACUCCAGAGGGACAAGAUCAACAUCCAAACACAAGUCCAUUUCAUGAGGAUAAACUGCUUAAGAGGUCCUUCCCUGGGAAUGAGGCAAGCACUGCCUUGGAAAACCUUUCACCCUCUACUCCUACUAAGACCCACAGCAGUCCAUCACCCCCAAGAAAGAAGGCCAAACUGUCCCCUAUUUCAGAACCAAUUCACAGCAGAAACAGUGCUGUUGCCAAGCCUGCUAGUAGCAAUUCCUCUUUCUCUUAUCCAUGGACUUUCUCUACAAACAUGUGGGACUCUGUGAGCACCUUGCGGCGAAUAGCAGAAAACUAUCCAAGCUUACUUGCAGCUCACCCUCUUCAGUCACCCAACCAGUCCUCUAUACCCUACCCAUACUCUCUCUCCAGUCCCCAAAUGUUCCCCCUACUAAGUUCUCAUUUUCAAACCCCAGGUCAGAACCCCAUAAUGGGCUACUCAGGCUUCCCCCGCUAUGCACAAAACAUUUACACUGGUCCGACUCGAAUGGGAAACAUAAUCAAACAGAGCCUUUUAAAAAGAAAAAGAUCUAGCCAGAAAGCAUUUCCUGGGACAGUUCAACCUGGUGAACCAAGUUACCCCGAAGUGUCCAAAGCCAGCAAAGACAGAGGUCAAGACUGCCAACAUUGCAGUCUACGCAAUGAUCCGGUGCUGCGGGAGUCAGUCUCCACACAGUUAGGCAAAACCUGCACAGGAUGUCGGUUCUGCGGACGAGGAGACGUUACACCGCAUGAAUCAGAGACCAGAGGAGACCACAGAGGAGAAAAACCCUAUCAGUGCCAACAUUGCCCUAAGAAGUUUAGUCUGAAACAUCAGCUGGACACACACCACCGAGUACACACUGGCGAAAAACCAUUCGAGUGUCGCCUCUGUGGUCAACGUUCACGGGACUAUUCGGCCAUGAUCAAGCACCUGCGGACUCACGGCGGGGCCGCGCCGUACCAGUGCACAGUGUGCCUGGAGUUCUGCAGCAGCCUGGUCGCCAUGCAAAGACACAUCAAGAGCCACGCAGUGCAAGACUUCCCCCCUGACUGGAGCAUCAGCAGCACCUACCUGUACAUCUCCCACAUCUGAGCCAUGCCUCACAAUCCAACUGCCUCCAUCGACGCAAAGUUCUCAAGAGUGUAUCUGUAAUGUGCAUCUCUCAGCUAUAAUCAUUACAUAGCCUACACACAGCUAAGCAUCAAUUAUAUUUCUAAAGGUAAAAUUUAAAAUAAAAGUAUGUAUGGUAAUGUUUGAGAAAUCUAGAGGGCCAUUAAACACUUACCCCUAAGUGAAAUGCAAGAUUACAAACUGGAGUGUAGCAAUAACUUGUAUACAAACUGCAACUGUUCUGUAUUUGCCGUCAAAACUACAGAACAGAUCAAUACAGCACUAAUUUCCAGUGACAUGUCAGAAAAAGGUAUUGAAAGUGUUUACCAUGCAUUAAAGCCACAUCAACAGCUUAUCCUCAUCGAAUGACGCAGGCAUCUUCUCUCCGACUUUCAUUAUCACUUGACUGUUGUAUAAUCUUUGUGUGUCUGACUUAGGUUUACAGCACCCUCUUGAGGAGAACCACAGUAACAUUAUGACAAAUUUCAACUGAAAUAUGCAACACAGUGUCCACAUCUAUCUUAUUCUGGACAGAAAGAAAGGAGAUUUCUCCAGAAACAGUCAAGAUGAGUUUAAGCUGUAGCAGUACUGGUGAGAGAACUGGCAGCAAAAAUGUUAAUAUAACAAAACAAAACAAAAAAAACAGUUUAAAGGAGGCUAAAAUUUAGCAAAGAUGACACCUGUCCUCUCAUUAAUAGUGACUAGUUAGUUUAUAUUAUCAGUAUUAUCACAGAGCUUUUGCAUCUAUACCAAGCUUGAUAGUGAGAAUAGUCGGGCGCUUUCUUUUCUUUAUUGGACGUGCUGUAGUAAAAGUCACUCAGAGGUAGGCCUGCCAACUUAAAUACCUCCAUAAAAGCUCCAUACAAGUUUCAGGAUCGAAAUUAUUACAUACAUAUUAUGUAUGUUUGCACACUGCUUCCUGGAAUGAGCUUUCAGUGAAGCUCUUGGGUCUGUUUCCAUCAAAAUGUAUUUGUUGAUUUGUACAGCAUUAUCCUAAAUGUGUAUUAGCUGUGAAAUAAAUAAAUAAACAUUAUUCAUCUUUCACUCUAAUUUUUUUUCAUACAUAGAUACAGAUGUUGAUGUAAAUACACGUAGAUAUAAACAUAAAAUGCAAGUACCCUUAUUUUUCAAAAAUACAUAAAUACAUACGUUGACGUAAAUACAGGUAGAUAUGAAGAAAAAAGGCAAAGUGCAUUAUAUGUGUGUGUGUGUGUGUGUGAGUGAGAGUGUAUAUAGCUUUGAAGUCACUAUAAUAAGAUGAGAGGUCCCAUUAACUGAACACAUCAGAAUCUGAGAAUUUGUGUCAAAUUAUAUUAUAAUAUAAUGUGAUUAUAUUAUAAUAUAAUUUAGAUAUAAUAUAUCUAAAUGUUCAGUUAGCCAUUAGAACCUCACACAGGAUCCGUCCAAUUGUGAUCAAUGCAGUGGUAGUACAUGUUAUAAAGACAAGCAGUUGUUUUCCUGGUCCCCUUUUCAAAGUUUGGUUCCAGUCGGUCUGUUUGGUAUUGGUUAAAGUCAAUGUAAUGGCCUUAUAAGUCACAUAUUGUGUGUUUGUGUGGCGGUGUGUUCCGUGUCUGCUUGUAUUUAGUACAUGUACGGUGCAUCUCACAAAGGCUGUAAUUCAUCCAAACAGCAGUGCAGCACCUCGCAGCAAAAAAAAAAAAAUGAUUACGUUUGUUAAAAGUCGCGCAGCUUAGUUCCGUCCUUUGCACGGUUUCACAGAGGGCGUAAUAGAAGACGUCUGCACGUACAAAAGUGGUCGGAUUCUCGGCGACGCUCCUGUGUCUGACUUCCUUCCCUGCUCUGUGCAGCUUCACGCUGCUUCCGUUAAAAAGAGAGAGAGAGGAGGGGGGGGACUAUUUUAAGAGAUACGAGGCGGAGAUACACUAGUACGCUUCUGAAACGCGUUGCGGCGCGUCUGGUUAUUAUUUUUUUUUUGUGAGUGGGCGCUAUCAGCUCCGACUGCUGCGUAGGAGCCGGAAAGUGACGCAGUCGCAAGUGGGUAUUCCCGGGCAAUUGGAGGGAGGGUACGAGAACCAAGUCCGUAGGUACAAUAUCAGUCACAGAUCAUGUCAAAUUUCGUUUGUGUAAAUAAAACGUACCAAAAUAACACAACCGCUGUGAAAUUUGACAUUUUGAUGUACUCAUUUACAUUUAUGCAUCAUAU